Molecule: messenger RNA, 1355 nt
Organism: Trametes versicolor FP-101664 SS1
Lineage: Eukaryota; Fungi; Basidiomycota; Agaricomycetes; Polyporales; Polyporaceae
Exons: 3
Coding region: 29-1120 (363 amino acids)
Cellular component (GO): nucleus
Molecular function (GO): protein dimerization activity; DNA-binding transcription factor activity
Source: RefSeq, a predicted model, not a curated record
AUAACCCUAAUACAGACUUGGCCGGAAUAUGGCAUCCACACAGCCUGCCCACGACCCCGCCCUCGCACACGCUCAGCCCGCGCCCUCCAAUGUCCAGCAGCCCACCGCGGCUCAGCCUGCCCAGGGCAGCACGCAGCCUAAUAUUCCGGGCAACCUGAUUCCGGGCAUGGCAAACGAGCAUGUCAUGGCCCUGCUCAAGCACAUUCCAGAGAUGUUCAACAGGGGCGACCUCAAGGAUUCAGCUGCGGCAGAAGCACUUUCUAAUCUAUCGCAAACUGCCUUCUUGCAGCAGCACCUUCCUCAAACCGGCCAGUUUCCUAACAUGCACCCGUUGCAACACAACGGCAUGCCCAGCGAACCCGGUCCUUCUUCCCAUCCCCGCGGUCCCCCAAAUCUCGGGCAGCUCUCUGCAGUCGCUACCGCCUUACAGGCAACCGCUCCACAGCCACCGCCUGCAGCUGAGGGUGCGCCACCUUCGGCUUCCCAGGAUGGCGGGCAGCCCCAAGACAGCCCCGAACCCGAAGAUGGAGAUUCUCCAGACACCGAGCGACCUACGUCAACCGGCAAGUCUGGUGGGCGGCGAAACGGCCGCAGCUCGACGAUGACCAACGACGAGUGGGCGCGAGUCCGAAAGGACAACCAUAAAGAGGUCGAGCGCCGACGGCGCGGGAACAUCAACGAGGGCAUCAACGAGCUCGGGCGCAUCGUGCCUAACGGCUCCGGCGAGAAGGCGAAGGGUGCGAUCCUCAGUCGCGCGGUGCAGUACAUCCACCACCUCAAGGAGAACGAAGCCCGGAACAUCGAGAAGUGGACGCUUGAGAAGCUGCUCAUGGACCAGGCGAUGGGCGACCUCCAGGCGCAGCUGGAGGAGAUGCGCCGCAUGUGGGAAGAGGAGCGCGUCGCCCGCCAGCGCGCCGAGGCCGAGCUCGAGCUCCUCCGUGGACACGCGCCUAGCACGGGUGCGGCCGCUCCCAGUGCGCCUGCUUCGGGGGUGUCCGCUCCUGGGGCGGGUGCGAAGGGGAACGGCAAGCGCGAACGGGAGGAAGGCGAACCUGCAGCCGGCUCAGCUGGAGAGACGGCUGAGGGCGACGACAGGUCGAAGCGGCCGCGGGUCGAGUAGGCCACCUGGGGGUGUUUUUGCGCCCCAUCGCUAUUUAUCCAUCUCUCUCGUCAGUCUUGUUUUCCCUGUGGCCCCGGCCGCGUUAAUCCCCGUCAUCCGUACGAGCUGGGGGAGUCGUGUUAUGUGUAGUAUACCUAUGUUGUGCUUUCCUGGACAGGGCUCCGUGCUUUGUACGAAUAUAUGUAUUGGUACCUAUCUCGUUACCUCGGUCGCAAGUCUUUAUUAUCACCGGAAC